GAAAACACGGUUGUAGGUGAGGCUCCAUGUUCACGGCUGUAAUGGAGGAGAAGAAGACGGUGGUGGUGUCUGGUGUGCCCGACGUGCUGCCCGUCAGCAGGAUCAUCGACAAGCUCACCAUUCAUUUCCAAAGCCGCAGGAGGAGUCACGGAGGAGACGUCGAAGUCGUCAGAUAUCCCACAAACAUGGACGGGGUCGCGUUUGUAACAUUUGACCGAGCUAAAGAUGCAGAGCGGGUGGUGCUGAAGGAGCAGCAGCUCAUGGUGGACGACAAGUUUCCUGAAGAGUAUCUUCUCACUGUGUUUCCCUUCACUCCAGACGUGUUUCUCUAUGUACUUGGUACAACUGUCGAUCUUUCCAUAUUUGGAAGCAAACCAGCACCACUGAUUCAGAGUCUGCGGGCAGCUCACAGGUCAGUACGUUUCCAGCCCUUGCAUCAGCAGAGGAAAGUCACCAUUGAGGGACCUUUUGCUGCCAUCCAGGCCCUGAGAGGGGACCUUGUCCGCAGGGCCAGCCAACUUAAAUCCACAGUCUCAUCCCGAACUGCUGCUGUUAAGCUAACAGAAACUCCUCUUAAUCCGAGGGGAACAUCACAUCACAAGUCUGUCAGCUCUGUAAGCUGCACUGCCUCUAAAGCUAAUCGGGAACCAGUACACUCAAACAGCUUAUCAACACUACUGCAGACCACAGGUGAAGCAACUGAAGUCCUAAGCCUGCUCUCAUAUGCUAAAAACCAAACGUCUGCCACCAGGCCAAAAGUUUCCUAUGAGAGUUUGGUUGCAGGGAGCCUUUGUGACACAGACGGUAAUGAAGGGGAGAAGCUGGGAGCUCAGUCUAGCUUGAAAAUGCCCAGACCCUCACAUGUAAUCACCCUGGAUGAAACAGGAUAUUCACAAAGUGCCACAGAAUACAGAACCAAGCAAGCUACUAAAGCCACCCCCAGACAAGUGUUCAGGGAGCCCAAGAUCAAUGCAGAGAUUAGAUCUUCCUUAUCAGGUAUGGUGCGGCUCCCUGUAGAGGAAAUAUCAGAAAAUCAGCCCCGAGUAGAUGGUAUUUCACAAAAACACACCAGACCAGAUGGGAUUUCAGCAACCAAGACCAGGGGAGAGAAUCAUUUGGCGUCUCACUACAGCAGCACUGCCUAUCUGACAGAAUCAGAUCAGAGCAGCUCAGCAGGCACUGCUAAGCUUCUUCAGACCAGACUUAAAGAUGUCUCGAUGUCCUCUGAGACAAAUACUGAGGAUACUGGAGAGCUGUCUGCAGUCCGUCCAGAUGAUCUGAAAGCUAAAUGCAUCUGGGUCGACUCAGACACAUUCAGAUAUAUUAGAAAAUUACAAAGGAAGGAGUUGGACAGGUGCUUGAGAGGUCUCGAUGUUUCUGUUGAGUGUGUUGAAGGCACAGACCUCACUCAAAUAUGGUUGACAGGUAAGCAAACCUCCAAGAUGGCCUUCAGGGUCCAGUACGGUUUGGAAGACCUCAAGACUUUGGUGGAGUUGUGGCAGUCGAACUUAAGAGUUCACUGGAUCCACUUUAACGAGGAGGAGAAGCCUGAGCAGAAGAAACUGAUUGAGAUCUGUGAUGAUGUGAAUUUCCUGUAUGAUGAUGUUCUUUACAUGAUCGAGGAUUGUUCCAUAAAAAUCAUUGGCACAUCACUGUCUAGUUACCUGUUCUAUAGGAGAGUGAAAGAUAGAAUUACUAAACUGAAAGACGAAUUAUUGUAAGUCUGAGGUAUGGUAAUACAAUAACAGGACCAAAAACAAAUCAAUGCACUAUUAUUAAUGGCCACUGGGUGGAGCAGCUGUGCUGCAUGUUGCCUGCUCAAAAGUAGCUUGUGUCUAGAAUUAACACCAGUCUUAUUAUAAUUUAAACAAAUUCAAAUGUUUAGCUACAUUACAGCCACAUGGCUUUAUGAAAUAUUUUAUGUUGUCACACAGUUUGAUGUAAUUUAUUAUUUUUGGGCAAAUAACCAGAAUAACAAAGUAUUUAUCUGUAAGACAUCUACAAUUACUCACAAAACUCAAAAUAGAAAUGUCUAGGUACCUUAUUAAAU
Messenger RNA from Scomber japonicus (chub mackerel), 2050 nucleotides. RefSeq lists its product as uncharacterized. Lineage: Eukaryota; Metazoa; Chordata; Actinopteri; Scombriformes; Scombridae. Bases 27 to 1721 code for a protein of 564 amino acids. Gene Ontology annotation, molecular function: RNA binding. The transcript has 3 exons. The record is from RefSeq and is a predicted model, not a curated record.